AUAGAAACGACGUAAACUGUAACCUACUUCCGGUGAAGCUGUCAAACUUUUUGUCAAAACUUAAUCAAAAAAUAUUUUGACACGAUGGCUGCUGCUGUGACAAAAGGGACAGAGAGGGAACCACCUAAUUUUGUUCAUCAAAAUGCAAUUUUAUGUGAAACAAUAAUGAAAGAACAAAGACACCAAAAAUUAUAUACAAACUACAGUGUUAAUCCAUUCAAAAAACUGCAUGUGCUUUCUGGAAAACCAAACUCAAGACAUGACACAGAGGAAGGUGAAGAGGAUCAACAUUUUCUAAAAGUAAUAAACAGAGCCAACCAAGAACCAGUAAAGAAAUAUACAUACCCACAAACAGAAUCACAAGAAUAUGGCUGGAUAACAAAACCAUUGAUAGAAAAAGAUAGAUCAGACAGAAGAAUUAACUUCCCAAGACAAAAUACUGCCAUUACAAAAUAUAUGGAUGCUGCAUGGAGAGUGAAGGAGCAGACUGAGAAUAUGAAUUGAUGACAAUCUGUUUUAACUCUGACAAACACUAUACUCUAUUGAUAAAUCACAAACAUCAUGCAAUAUUUAAAAUUUUCAACAUGGGAUAAAUGUUGCAAAAAUUGUCUCCCUUUAGUUCAAUCUUUCAAGUGAUGGUAGCAUUUAUUUCAUAUACUAGAUCAUUAUAUAGUAUUUUUUUGUAAAUGAACAAUAAGAAUAAAAACAAAUGGUACUAUAUUCUGAAAAGUCAAAUUUACAAAUGUGCUGAUAAAGGUAUUUAUUUUCAAUAUCAAAUAUUAUUUCACUUUACCAGUAAACUUUAAGGCAACUAAGCCACAAAUCUGCUGAUGACCAUAGCUAGGAGUAAACAUAAUGAAUAUCAAUAUGAUAUUAUAAAUUAUGUUCAUACUUCAAUAUUAUACUGUUAUGUUAUAAGAUACUGUUUCUGUAGAUCUUUGAAUGGAGCCAAAUGAUUAGAAAUGUGAGGUUUUAUCUGUUGAAUUUAGAUCCAGUUCUUUUUAACAAUCAUAUGAUCUAUUAUUACACAGAAGCCUAAAUGACCAAUUACAGUUUGAACCAAAUUUUGUAUGUUUUAUGAAAAUUUGUUACAUUUUAUAAAAGCAUUUUGUUUUAAAUAUAAGUUUUAUUGUGUACAUAAAAUAUCUCUUGUUUUUAAUUAAAAAAAACUUUAAAGAGA
Molecule: messenger RNA, 1180 nt
Organism: Mytilus californianus (California mussel)
Lineage: Eukaryota; Metazoa; Mollusca; Bivalvia; Mytilida; Mytilidae
Product: protein FAM183B-like
Exons: 4
Coding region: 85-504 (139 amino acids)
Cellular component (GO): ciliary base
Source: RefSeq, a predicted model, not a curated record